Molecule: messenger RNA, 1289 nt
Organism: Ipomoea triloba (trilobed morning glory)
Lineage: Eukaryota; Viridiplantae; Streptophyta; Magnoliopsida; Solanales; Convolvulaceae
Product: GDSL esterase/lipase At3g48460-like
Exons: 2
Coding region: 31-1200 (389 amino acids)
Molecular function (GO): hydrolase activity, acting on ester bonds
Source: RefSeq, a predicted model, not a curated record
GUUGAAGACAACAUAAAAAAAAAAAAUUUUAUGCCAAAGAACAUGUUUUCCUCUUCUCUAACCCUCUCCUCCUUCAUAACAUCUUCUUUGUUGUUGUGUUUUUCGACAUAUGUCGAUGGCGAUGGGCAAGAAAGCGGGGGUUUGCAGGGGAAACAUGGCAACAGCUUCUCUGCGUUGUAUGCCUUCGGGGGCUCAUUCACAGACACUGGAAAUGCAUACAUAAUGGGACGCCUUAAAGGAAACUAUGGUGUUACCUGCCAGCGUUCUGGAGGGCGAUUAUGCAAUGGUCGAUUGGCGGUGGACUUUGUGUCUGCGGCCUUCUCUUUGCCAUCUCCACAGCCGUACCUAAAUGCUUCCAAAAACUUCAACUCCGGGGCAGCCACAACUGGUGUCAACUUUGCAAUCGCUGGAUCCACGUCUCUCCAGCACAAAUACUUCACAAAUGAGGAACUUACACACGUUAUCUGGAAAGGCAUACCUAUGACCUUUGAGACACAGAUACACUGGUUCAAAAAUUUCCUGAAAGAAAAGAAUUGCUUGGGUAAACACGCCAUCCGUUGCAAACAAGAGUUCAAGAAUGCACUCUUCUGGGUCGGUCCAAUGGGCAUCAGUGACUACUAUAGUAUUCAGGGUUCAUCCAUUGCUCACAAGUGGCUCACACAGUUAUCUAUUGAAGAGUUCACAAAACUUAUCAAGGCAUUGAUAAAUGCUGGAGCAAAGUAUAUAGUAGCAGAAAGCUUACCGCCACUGGGGUGCCUUCCUCUAAGUAUCUCGUCAUUCGAGCCACGUAAACUGGACCAAAUGGGAUGUGUUGCUCCUGUCAACUCGGCAAUAAAGCUACACAAUGAAAUACUUCAAAGCAAAGUGAGAGAACUGCGCAGGGAGUGCUGGGACUGUGCAAUCCUAUAUGCAGACUUCUGGAAAGCAUACGAAACAAUAGUGACGAACCCUGCAAAGUACCAGUUGGAAGAUACUAAGAAAGCAUGUUGCGGAACUGGCAAAGGAGAUCUCAACUUCGACCCGAAUACGGUGUGUGGCGCCCCCACCACAUCCGCAUGCACAGACCCUGCAAAAUACGUAAGUUGGGAUGGUAUUCAUAUCACAGAAGCCAUGCAACGACAACUCGCUGAUCUUUACCUCAACCAAAGCUUCUGUGAACCAUCGUUUGAUACGAUGCUUAAACAUAAGAGUAGCAUAUAGAGAGAGAGAGGCAACACAUCAAUAAUCACGCUCUGCUCAAAGUUACCACCCACCCAGAGAGCUAGACUAAAAGAUUUUCAAAAACAAAA